AACUCUUGUCUAUAAUCCCAGUCGUAGGUCGUGGCAGGACUACGGGUUGAGUACUCUUCAGGAGAGCAUCUACCUCCCUACCUCUGGUCGCCUAGCAACCCCACCCCCUGCAGAUGACCCCGCCUCCACCCUCUCCGCCGUCAUCAAGAUGGGCUGGCUGGACAAGAACCCGCCCCAGGGGUCACUGAUCUUCCAGAAACGUUGGGUGAAGCUGGACUCCGAGUACCUGCGUUACUAUGACAAUGACAAGGAGGUGUACUCUAAGAGGAUCAUCCCCACCGGCUGUAUCACCGGGGUGAUCUGUGUGGGAGAGCAGAAGUUUGAGGUGGUCACACACAACCGCACCUUUCUCUUCAGGGCGGAGAGUGACGCUGAGAGGACGGAGUGGGUGAGAGUCCUGCAGGAUCUGAUGUCGCAGCAGCAGCAAGGUCGCGACCUGACCUUUAACCCCACGGUGACCCCGGUCCUGCAGGGUUACCUGGAGCUGCGAGGUCUCCGCUCCAAACUCUACACUGUGGUGUCCGCAGACAAGGUCUUCCUCUACAAGAACCAAGAGGACUUUAAGUUGGGUAUAGGGAUCACCAGUAUCGAUAUGAAUGUGGGGAACAUUAAGGAUACGGACCGCAGAGCCUUCGACCUAACCACACCCUACAGAAUCUUCAGUUUCGUGGCAGACUCGGAGCAGCUGAGGGAGCAGUGGGUGUGUGUGAUGAGGGAGAGCAUCUCCGCGGCGCUCUAACACUGUGUGUGUGUGUGUGUGUGUGUGUGUGUGUGUG
Molecule: messenger RNA, 776 nt
Organism: Clupea harengus (Atlantic herring)
Lineage: Eukaryota; Metazoa; Chordata; Actinopteri; Clupeiformes; Clupeidae
Gene: arap1
Product: arf-GAP with Rho-GAP domain, ANK repeat and PH domain-containing protein 1
Exons: 6
Coding region: 149-739 (196 amino acids)
Biological process (GO): positive regulation of GTPase activity; regulation of cell shape; signal transduction
Cellular component (GO): cytoplasm
Molecular function (GO): GTPase activator activity; phosphatidylinositol-3,4,5-trisphosphate binding
Source: RefSeq, a predicted model, not a curated record